CCUCUUUGAACAGUUGCCUUUUCCUCUCACACAAAGGCGAUUUCAUUUUGUUGUGACUAUAUACAGUUGAAAGCUACGAACACACCGGAGAGAAGGUAUGAUGGCCAAGAAGCCCCCCAAACCAGCACCUCGAAGAAUCUUCCAGGAAAGGCUUAAGAUGACUGCUCUGCCCUUGUAUUUUGAAGGAUUUUUAUUAGUCAAACGGUCAGAAUACCAGGAGUAUAAACAUUAUUGGACAGAGUUGAGAGGAACUACACUUUUCUUUUAUACGGACAAAAAAAGUACAAUAUACAUCGACAAAUUAGACAUACUAGACCUCGUAUGCCUUACUGAUCAGAUUUCAACUGAAAAGAAUUGUGCAAAAUUCACCCUUGUUUUGCCAAAAGAGGAAGUUCAAUUGAAGACAGAGAACACAGAAAGUGGAGAAGAAUGGAGAGGCUUCAUUCUUACAGUGACAGAGCUAUCAGUUCCCCAACAUGUAUCACUUCUGCCUGGGCAAGUAAUUAGACUGCAUGAAGUUCUAGAGAAAGAAAAGAAAAGGAGAAUUGGGACAGAGCAAGUGCCGAUCACGUCUGUGGAAAAAGAGAAGGAACUGAUUGAAGACUAUGUGGAUGUCCUGAACCCUAGGCCAGCAUGUUUUUAUGAAGUUUCCCGGAAAGAGGCAACUGAGAUGCUGGAGAAGAAUCCUUCUUUGGGCAAUAUGAUCCUGAGACCUGGUAGUGACAGUAGAAACUACUCCAUCACUGUCCGGCAGGAGAUAGAUAUGCCAAGAAUCAAGCACUACAAAGUGAUGAGCAUAGGAAAAAACUAUACUAUUGAACUGGAAAAACCUGUAACACUCCCAAACCUGUUCAGUGUCAUCGAUUAUUUUGUGAAGGAGACUGGAGGAAAUUUAAGACCAUUUAUAUAUACAACUGAUGAAAAUUUUGGUAAGGAGCCAAGAAUCCAAUACAGAAGUGAGAAGUUGAAGAAAAAUCCACACAUCAUGUGAAAUAAAACAUGGAAAAUUACUUAUGUAUUUUGGUAAUUUAUAUUGCAGUUACUUCUAUUCUCCUAAUCUUAAUUUGAGUAAUUUGCUGGGACACCAGAAAUAAAUAAUGUGGCAUACAAAUUUAUCAGAAUGAAACCAAUUCACUGGGAAACCAUAGACUAUGACUGUGGGGAUGAUAAAUCCACUCCCAAAUAAAAUGAACACUUUCUAAACAGA
Molecule: messenger RNA, 1207 nt
Organism: Dipodomys ordii (Ord's kangaroo rat)
Lineage: Eukaryota; Metazoa; Chordata; Mammalia; Rodentia; Heteromyidae
Gene: Stap1
Product: signal transducing adaptor family member 1
Exons: 10
Coding region: 98-991 (297 amino acids)
Biological process (GO): positive regulation of B cell receptor signaling pathway; cell surface receptor protein tyrosine kinase signaling pathway
Molecular function (GO): signaling adaptor activity; protein kinase binding
Source: RefSeq, a predicted model, not a curated record